AUGGCCGCGCGCGCGUCCGCGGACGACGCCGCGGACGCCGAGCGCGCGUUCCCGUCGUGGGUGCGCCUGGUCGCGAGCGACGUGCGCGCGGCGGUGCGCGAAGGCGCGUGCGAGGCGCGGACGCAUCGAUGGCGCGAGACGGACGUCGUCGGCGCGCUCGUGCGCGCGGUGCGCCGCGGUGCGGGCGAUCGAGGGGUGGGACGGGUGUUCACGGCGGCGAAUGAACGCGGGUGCGCGGCGCUCGUGGGCGAGGACGCGGAGACGGUGGACGGGGGGGGGGGCGGGACGCGCGGCGGCGUCGGGUCCGCGAACGCGGAGACGGAGGGAAGCGAUUGGCGAUUGGCGAUCGUGACGCUGGAUAGGGAGGUGAAUUUAGGCGCGACGGAUGGGAGGAACACAAAGGUUGUGAUGUUGGUCACGGUGCCGCGAACGAGCGCGACGAGGGGGGCGCUGGAGGGGAUGACGCGGUUGGAGGCGCUGAAGACGAUGAAGAUGGCGAUGUUUCGAUUGAUUCGGGACACGGAUUUUGUGCUGGAUUGCCGACGCGCGCGGACGGCGAAAGAUUUGGUGGACGCGUACGAGGAGGCGUGCUCGGUGCUCACGGGAGAGCACCUCAGGAAGGUUGAGGAAGAGGCGGAGAUGGCGUCGAGACGAGGGGCGGAGUUCUCCGGAGUCUUCGCGGGCGGCGUCGCGAGCGACAUUCGUAGACGAUGGCCGCUGUACAAGGACGAUUGGGUGGAUGGAUUCAAGUCACCGACAAAGUGCUUAAGCGCGACGCUGUACAUGUACUUUGCGUGUCUCGGACCGGCGAUCGCAUUCGGGGGGUUGUGUUACAAGGAGACGUCGGGGAUGAUGGGCGCGAUGGAGUACCUGUGUUGCCAAGCCCUGAGCGGCAUCCUCUGGGCCGUCUUCGCGGGUCAACCCGAGAUCGUGCUGCGCCCCGCGGGCCCGCAGACGGUGUUCAUCAUCGAGCUCUACAAACGGUGCAAGUCGUGGAAGAUUGAUUUCCUCGUCACGCACGCGUGGGUGGGCCUGUGGACGGCGAUUUUCAUGCUCGCCAUCGCUCUGAGUGAUUCUUGCGCCUUCGUAGCGAACAAGUGCACGAAGUUCACGCAAGACAUUUUCAGCCUCUUCGUGUGCGUGAUUUUCAUCUUUGAGGGAUUGAAGAAUCUGUUUUCGUACUUCGACAACGACGAGUACUCCACUGCGGCGGCGCUCUUCAGUCUGAUUCUCGGAGUGAUGACGGUGCAGCUUGGUAUGUGGGCGCUGACGCUUCGCAGUUCGCCAUACUUGAACACGACGAUUCGUGAACUCACUGCCGAUUUCGGUCUCGCCUCCGCCGUCAUUAUUGCGACUGUCACGGCUAAACUGUGCGACAUUCCCGGAUUGGAACGCUUGCGGUUGUCCUCGGAUUUUGAGCCGUCCAUGCAGCGCGAAUGGUGGAUCGAUCUGAGCUCUGGGAACAAGUACAUUCCUUUGAUCGCCAUAUUUCCAGCGCUUAUGUUGACCUGUCUGUAUUAUGUCGACAUGAACGUCGCGACACUCCUGUGCAACGCGCCGGAAAAGAAUAUGCGCAAGGGCGCGGCGUAUCACUUGAACUUUGCCGUCUUGGCAAUUCUGGUGUUCAUCACCAGUCUUCUCGGACUUCCACCGCCGACGGGUUCACUUCCACACUCGCCACAGUAUGUGCUUGCGCUGAGCGACGUGGAAGAAUUCGUCGUCGAUGGUGAGACGCGCCAAAAGGUGAUGAAAGUGCACGAGCAGCGCCUGAGUCCAUUGCUCGUCAACGUCCUCGUGGCUCUUAGUUUCGUCGUCAUUCCGGUUCUGAAAUCAAUCCCGAUGUGCGUGCUCUUUGGUCUCUUCAUUUACACCGGUAUCACAGGUUUGUACGAAAACCACUUCUGGGAGCGGAUCAAGAUUGGUUUCAUGGAGCCGCGACUGCAUCCGCCGACGUCGUAUGUCAGACACGUCCCACUCAGUCGAGUUCACGCGUUCACGUGCGUUCAAAUCGCGUGCGUCGGCGUGCUCUGGGGCAUUCGAAGUUCGCCCAUCGCUUUGACGUUUCCCAUUUUCAUAAUGGCGCUCAUGCCUUUACGCGUGUUACUCUUCAAAAAGUUUGGCUGGUUCUCUCCUGAGUGGCUCGAGCUUCUCGACGCCAACACCAACGUCGCCAACUCGUCUGCAGACGAUGACUACGCGAUGUUGGACGAUCGAAGAGAAAACGAGUGGCUAACGAACGCGAAGCGAACGUCCGUGUCGAAUACGGCGUCGAACUUUAUGGAGUUCUCAGAAUUUGCUGGUUUACACGAAUCCGGACCUGCAUUUGGGAACGCCGCAUCGUUGCACGCGCACACUCGAUCUGACGCAGACGGCAUGAACCUUCAUCGGCACGAGCCGACGCAGAUGUCAAAAGACAACAAUAUUAGUCAUCUGCAUAAUACCCCGUAA
Messenger RNA from Ostreococcus tauri, 2448 nucleotides. Its product is annotated as Bicarbonate transporter, eukaryotic. The transcript has a single exon. The coding region runs from base 1 to 2448 and encodes 815 amino acids. Gene Ontology annotation, molecular function: solute:inorganic anion antiporter activity. Gene Ontology annotation, biological process: monoatomic anion transport; monoatomic ion homeostasis; transmembrane transport. NCBI's taxonomy places the organism in Eukaryota, Viridiplantae, Chlorophyta, Mamiellophyceae, Mamiellales, Bathycoccaceae. The record is from RefSeq and is a predicted model, not a curated record. Gene Ontology annotation, cellular component: plasma membrane.